Molecule: messenger RNA, 4916 nt
Organism: Nymphalis io (European peacock)
Lineage: Eukaryota; Metazoa; Arthropoda; Insecta; Lepidoptera; Nymphalidae
Gene: Pkcdelta
Product: putative protein kinase C delta type homolog
Exons: 10
Coding region: 137-4483 (1448 amino acids)
Biological process (GO): peptidyl-serine phosphorylation; intracellular signal transduction
Molecular function (GO): ATP binding; diacylglycerol-dependent serine/threonine kinase activity
Source: RefSeq, a predicted model, not a curated record
CGGCUAGUUAGGCGGGCGGGAUAGUGGGCGGAGCACACACCUGCGUUAGAGCGACCUUCCCAGUCAGUCUGCGUCGCGCGCUUGCCCGACAUCGUUGUUGGGUAAAUAUCGCGCGCAAGAACACUAUCGCGUUAUUAUGCCUCUGUUUUCGGACCAUAUUAGCAACAUGUAUUACAGUGGAACACCGUCGUAUACUAGUUCGACAUAUAACUACAGUAGUUCAGUGUCACCAUAUGGAUCGUCUUAUAGUGCAUCUUACUUAAAUCCAGGGGGUAAUUAUAGUUCUCAUUCAUCUUUGGGAGGGUACUCUCGAACCCCUUUGACAUCGCGAUGGUUAACAAGUGGAGGUAGGGUCUAUUCGCCAAUAUUAAGUACAAUUUCUGAAAAAGGAACUUCAAGUCCAGUGAGAAUAAACAGUCCCAGAAGGAUACCUAUUACUAGUCGAACCUAUAUACCAUCAACAUAUACACCUCGACCUAUUAAUAUAAAUACAGCUGAUAUUGAUGUUUCAAGAGAUAAAUAUCGAAGUAAAUUAUCAGAUUCGAAUUCCACUCCACUUACCGGAUUACCACCUAGGCGUAGUAGCCCAAUCGUAGAAAGAGAUAAUGGGCAUGAUAAACCUGAUACUGGCAUUGACUCUUCACCUGGAUCCCAUCGUAGUACCAUUAAAAGAGAUCGAACGGUAGUUAGACUUCAUACUAUAAAACGAAAAGAAAGAGAUUCGCCACGUAAGUCCUAUGAAGAUUCAAGGUGUAUAAACGAUGAUUGUGAAAAGCAAUCAGAACAAGUAAAAUGGAGAGAAAAGUUAGCUAGUGACUUAGCAUAUAAAUCACCGAAGGAAAAGAAAUCUUUGGGAGCUAAAUUAGUAGAAAAGUUUACGCUUAAAGAUAAAGAUGACAGUGAAUUCAUCAACAUAACAAAAAGAACUCCUCCAAGACAAAUAGAUAAAGAAAUAUUAUCUGAAUCUCAAAUACCGAACGAAACAAUAGCUUCAAAUAAAUCUUUAGGUAGACGUUGUUCUAUGGAACUUUUAGCCGAACAAGCUUCCUUACUAGAUUCCCUAAUAAGGAGAGAGAAUUUAAGUACUGUGCCUUUAGAUUUAAGUAAAAUUGGCUCUGAAAGUUUGCUUAACUUUAAAGAUACUGAACUAGAAAGUAACAAAAAAAGAAAAUUAUCAGAUCAAGAAAAUCCCUUAACAACUACAAAAUCAGACCAUUCUCUACAUGCUCGUCUUUCAACUGUAGGUUUGAAAGACCCAAAACAUGGAAAAAGACGAAGCUUAAGAAAGUCUUCAUCGGGUGGCAGUAUCUGCAAAUUAGAUCGUAUAACAGAACUACCUCAAAAUACAACCAGUAUGGAUACAUCCAUAUCUUCUAUACCAGAAACAAAAGAAACAAAUAAAAUUUGUAAAAAGGAAACAAAUAAACAUUCAAAACUUAAAAUUAAAACAAAAAUAACAUCUACAGUAGAAGUAACAACACCACCGAGCCCAUUAAAAUUUAUUGUAGAACAAGUAACCGUCGAAGAAAAACCUGUACCAUAUAAAAAGGGUAUAAUUUUCAGUAGCACAGUAGAUGAGGAACCAACGGCCAACAAAGUAGUUAAUUUAGAAGUACAUAGAAAAAGCAUAAAAUUAAAGACAAAACAAAAACCAGAGGUAAACCAAAACAAUAGUAAAGAAAUAAUUUCAAAGACUGAAAAAAUUGGUCAUAGGAAAAGCUUUAAGUCAAAAAAAAUUGUUGAAAAUUAUGACAUUAAUUCUCCAGAGCCUGACGAUGGGAACUUUUGGGAUAAAAUCGGUAAAAGGGAAACAAUAUACUUAAUUAGUAGAAAACAAAACAUUGACGAAGCCAAAGAAAAAUCAAAACGUUUAUAUUGGUUUCCGGAAAAUGAAGAAUCUGAUAUAGAUGGUAUAAAUUAUAAAGAAUCCAUUAACUUGGAAAAAAAUACUAUUGAAAAUAAUGAAGAUGUAAAAGAGACAAUUAUAAGCACCAACGAAGUUUUGAAUUUAGUGCCAAUAUUGGAAGAAAAACAAGUUAAAACUUCUAUCGAUAAUAAACAAAGUAAUGAAACAAAUACUGAUAAAGAAAUAAAAGCAAAAAAGUCUUUAUGUAGUGAGGAUAAAAAUUGUAAAGUUAAUGAUAAUUAUAACAACAAAGUUUCAAACUUAACCGAUUCAAAUUAUAAGACUCUUUCUUUAGAAAAAAAUACGGAAAUUUUACCAAUUUCAGAAAUAAAAGACUCUUCACCGGAAUGUUUAAUUUAUUUACCGAAAGAUAAAUUAAAUAAAAAAAGUAAAGAAGAAAUUAAAUUAUUAACGAAAAUUGAUAAAAAUAAAAUGGAAGAGAGAAAUACAGACAUACAAAGUAAAAAUGUGGCUUUAACAACAGAUACAAUUGCUAAUGCAAGUAAAAAUUUAAUCGAGACUACUUCUUUAUAUGAACAUAACGUCUCAAAUGAUAUUGUUAAUCCAAUAAAUACAGAGGUAGAUCAAAUGAGUCUAUUAAACAAAAAUUUAGUAAAAAUAUGCACAGAAUCAAACGUAACUGAACAUGAAAAGCUUAUAACAGUUGAUUGUGAGAUAAAAGAAAAUAAACCAGGAGAAACUAAAUGCGAAGAAAUAAUAACAAAAGUUGACUCUGGAACUAAAGACGUAAAUGAAAUUAUUUCGGAAGAGACGCGUAUAAGUGAAAAAUUAGCUAAAAGUAUUGAAAACGAUGGAUUAAAUUCCUUAGCAGUAAAGUCAUCAUCUUUAAGCAAUGAUAAUAGUGCUGAUAGUGUAAACAUUCCAACGGAUAAUUGCAAAUAUAAAUCUUCAAUUUCGAAAUCGAUUGAAAAAAAUACAAACGAUGAAACAAAAAAAAUGGAUACAAAACCAGAUAGAGAAGAACUUCCUUCUUCGAGUUCCGCUUUGUCUGUUGCGAGACCUGUAAAAAAAGAAAAAGCACCGAUAGUUCUUAUAGCUACGCCUAGACCGCUGCAAAAAAAGAAACCUCACGUUAUUAAUUCAUCCUCAUCUUCUGAAUCGUCUGAUGAUGAAACAUCUGAUGAUGAGAAUGAUGAUGAUGAAUCUGAAUCCAGUGAAGCGUCUGCUGAAUUUUUCGAAUGCGAAAACAAUCCUGAUGGAAGAACUUCAACUGGAUCUAAUGAUUCCGGCUUUGAUUCAUCGGUUCCUACAUCUCCUUCAGGAUUUCUAUGUACAAAAAAAGACUGCGAUGUUAAUUGUCAUCGAAAGUGUGAAAAAUUGACGGCGAAUUUAUGUGGAGUUAACCAGCGGCUUUUAGUUGAAGCAUUGGCAUCACGUACUUCAUCAAAAAGAGGUGGAGACAACCCCAGCACCUCGACUGGAUCUACAGCUUCUCAAACAUAUACCCACGAUGUCUUAGAACAAGAGUUGGAACAUUCGAAGGCAUACGAACUCUUCAGAAAAACUGGACGAUUUACACCUCCCGCAAGAUUCAUUCCACGAUUCAGAAAAUAUACGAUUGAGGAUUUUCAGUUUAUAAAAGUCUUAGGCAAAGGAAGCUUUGGCAAGGUUAUGCUAGCGGAGUUGAGAGACACGGAGUACUAUUACGCUGUUAAAUGUUUAAAGAAAGAUGUCGUUUUAGAGGAUGAUGACGUAGAAUGCACGCUGAUCGAAAGAAAAGUCCUCGCACUUGGUACAAACCAUCCUUACCUCUGCCAUUUGUUCGCGACUUUCCAAACAGACUCUCAUCUGUUCUUCGUAAUGGAGUACUUGAACGGCGGUGACCUAAUGUUUCACAUUCAACAAAGCGGCCGCUUUCCGGAAGCGCGAGCGCGGUUUUAUGCGGCCGAAAUCGUGUCGGGACUUAAAUUUCUUCAUAAAAGAGGAAUUGUUUACAGAGAUUUGAAAUUGGAUAACAUUUUGCUGGACUUCGACGGUCACGUGCGGAUAGCAGACUUCGGCAUGUGCAAGUUACAGAUAUAUCUGGACAAGACAGCGGACACGUUUUGCGGCACACCGGACUACAUGGCACCUGAAAUUAUUAAAGGUCUAAAAUACAGUCAAACUGUUGAUUGGUGGUCAUUUGGCGUAUUAUUAUAUGAAAUGUUGAUCGGCCAGAGUCCAUUCAGUGGUUGUGAUGAAGACGAGCUCUUCUGGUCAAUAUGUAACGAAAUGCCCUCGUACCCGCGAUUCCUGUCGUCAGAGGCUCUUAGUAUAUUAACAAGGCUUUUGGACAAAGACGCACGCACGCGGUUGGGGGGCGCGGAGUGUAUGCACGGCGACAUCAGGGACCAGGACUUCUUCCAUCCCGUACAAUGGGAUCGGCUCGAGAGACGCGAACUAGACGCGCCCUUCAAACCACGAGUGAGACAUCCAAUGGAUACCCAAUACUUCGAUCGGGCUUUCACGGGCGAGCGGCCGCGGCUCACUGCUGUCGAGCCUCAGGUCCUCAAAUCGAUGGACCAGGAACCGUUCAGAGGAUUCUCGUACACAAAUCCCAACGCUACAGACCGCUAAAAUACACCUUCCAGUUAAGCAAUAAGGUUUAAAUUACAAUUACACUAUGCCAUGUGAUUAUGGGGAAAGUGAAUUAAGCAAUUUAAAGGACAAUCAUCACAAGACAAUGGUUAAAGUAAAUUGCAGUUACUUGCCAACCAUCCUUUGGUAAUUUUUUUAUCAAAUCGAGUGAGAUUAAAAAAAAAAAAAUUUUUUAAGCAUUGAAAAGUUUUAUUUAUAACAAAAUGAUUAUGUAAUAUAAAAAUUGUACAUAUCAAUUAGGCGGAGUAGUAUCGUGUCUGGUACACAAAUUGUAUUCGAUGAAUGUAUCACGAUGUUGUAUUCAUAUUUUAUAUAUAAUAGUUUACACCGAAGUGGUUUUUAUAAUUUAAGUAGAUUUUCAUCAUAUUAUAACGAAUGUAACAAUAUUUAGAUAAUAAAUGAUAUAAAGUUA